UGUCAUCGGUGACGGCCGCGUGAUUCGAACAUCCGAAGCAGGAUUCAGUGUUAGUGUACGGCUGUGUAGUGGCUGGUGUGACAGCAGUACGCCCUUGAGCCUCGUUCGUGAGUGUGAUUCGCGAAAGUUUUUUUCGGCAAAUUUAUCGCUAAAGAUAGGUCAGGACUCGGUUUCGCUUUUGCUGUUUGCCAACUGGACCGCGUCAUUUCUCGGGCGAGAAUCAAUGGAAAAUUGACUUUCUGGCCCACCAGAUGCGAUUACUGGUGUUGCUGGGUAGACCGCAGAGGGUUGUGAAUUAAUCUUUUAGUGGCUGGAAGAGAGCAGCUUUCCACCAAUUGUAACGACAGAAGUGACGUGACACGACAGUGAGAUGCGUAAAAUCGAAGUGAUCUCGGGCUGCGGCCCUUGGGUUGUGGUAAAAGCACAUGAUUAAAAUUUAAAUUCAAUCCGAUAAAGCCAACGUAUUUGUUUAGUUCGGUUUUCGGCUUUGACAGAGCAGCGGAAACAUUAACGCUUUGCUCGUUCGGCUGUGGUUGCUCGAAUAUAGCGCGAAAAGCAGAUCCAAAGUUUGAAAUAUGUACACCAGAUUAGAGUCCUUGGUGGGGUGAAACUGUCAAUGACAGAUAGAGAGAAAAAAAACAGAACAAAGUUUGGCUUCCUUCACCGCCACCGGAUGCAACAAGGGCGGGGUGCUAAAUGGAACUGAGGCUGCCGUACGCGAUGUGAAAAGGAUUGCUCUUUUCCGCGUCGAAAACAGCCAGCGAGCGCCAUUUCGAGUGUGAGUGCCUGUAUAGGAUGUUCGGUGUAAGUCAAUUCUUCUAGCGUGAAGCUGUCAGGCGGCGACGACGACGACGGCGACGGCGACGAAUGAAGAGAUAACGAGAAAUUCGCAACCGAUAUCUCUGAAGGGCGGUCGAUGUGUGUGCGCUUGGAGUGAAUAUGAAUCGACAGCCGAAAGCUAUUGAUAUUCAAAUCGAUAUCCGAGCUCGAAAGCGAUAUAUUACAGAAAUGGUGAAAUUUAUUGCAUAGCUGUAGGAGAAGAAUUCCGUACGUGGUGGACGUAUCAACGGAGGCAUAUUUCCAGGUCUUUGGUUUGAUAAUGUUCGCCUGCCGUGGAGAAGCCUCCGGGAUAUAUUGAAGGAUCAGUUUUAGCUGAUUUGAACAUGUUUGCGGGGCACCUUUUCAAUUUGCCGUAUUUAUUCUAGCCCCGAAUGAUGCUGCUGGCAUAUUCGAGUAGAUGUUCAUAGCGCUUAACAGAGUAAAAGUACGUGAAGUGAUUGGAUUGUAUAUACCUAGCAGUUGUCAAGAUUAGUGCAUAAGUCGUUGUCAAUUGGAAGAUUAUUUUCGGCUAAAUAUUCCACUCAGAAUAAACAAAAAUCGUGUUCCUGAAAAAUUCAUGAAUAAUACUAAUUAGCAAAAACGAAAUUUACCGGUUCCAGAAGUUAAACAACAUUCGCGCUUCUCAGACGAGUGUAUUUAUUUGCUGCCACUGUGAAAGAAUCAACAAAUUGUUUACUGCCAACAGCGGUAAAAACAAACAGCAAACGAAAAAGUGAAACCAGUAAGAAAAGCAAAGAUACACAGUAAAAUUAUCAUAAAAUUCGAAGAAAAUUUAUCUAACCCCCCUUCCCACCCUAUUUGAAAAGAAGCAAACAAAACUGUGCAUCCCUUUCAAGUAGAAGUUCGCCAAACAUCGACAGUCGUUUUUAAAUAAAAAAAAACAUCGCCAGUUCAAGCUCUUCGAAACAUUCUUGGACGAGAGUUGUGUGGAAUUGUGUGCGCCUUCCAGUUUUCGGUCGGCAGCAGGUUGUGAUCUUCUUAGCUUACGAUUCCCUUUGGGCGAUACCGAAUACAUACAUAUACAAAAAAAAUCCCAACCGGUAAACGCCUGUGAGAAAAAAAAUCAGUAAAAAAUACCAUCAGUGAAAAGAAAAAAAAACACCUAAAAUUAUGGAAUUAAUCACGGCUGGUGACCGGAGCGCCGGUUGUCGUCCUGUGUGUCGCCGGUGGAAACGGUUGUAUCCCGUGGUGACGCUUCCGGCGCUGGCGCUGUUGCUGUUGCUGGUGACGACGGCGGCGGACGGUCAAACGCCAACGGAGAAAAUUCCCCUCGGUGCCAUCUUCGAGCAGGGCACGGAUGAGAUCCAGUCAGCCUUCAAAUUUGCCAUGCUAAACCACAACUUAAACGUGACGGCACGCCGAUUCGAGCUGCAGGCCUACGUUGACGUAAUUAAUACGGCGGAUGCGUUCAAAUUGUCACGGCUCAUUUGCAAUCAAUUUUCGCGCGGUGUGUUCUCCAUGCUCGGUGCCGUCUCCCCGGAUUCCUUCGACACGCUGCACUCGUACAGCAACACGUUCCAGAUGCCGUUCGUCACGCCUUGGUUCCCGGAGAAGGUCCUGACGCCGUCGUCCGGCUUUCUCGACUUCGCCAUCAGCAUGCGGCCGGACUACUACCAAGCCAUCAUAGACACGGUGCGCUACUACGGCUGGGAUCGGAUAAUCUACAUGUACGACUCGCACGACGGUUUACUGAGACUACAACAGAUCUACCAGGGCCUCCGACCAGGGAACGAAACAUUUCACGUGGAAACAGUCAAGCGGAUAGCCAACGUGAGUGAUGCCAUCGAGUUUCUGCGAACGAUCGAGGAGUUGAAUCGGUGGUCCAGGAAGCACAUUGUGCUGGACUGUAGCACCGAGCUGGCGAAGGACAUCGUGGUUAGCCACGUGCGCGAUAUCACCCUGGGCAAGCGGACCUACCAUUAUCUACUGAGCGGAUUGGUGAUGGAUGACCGCUGGGAGAGCGAGGUGAUCGAGUACGGUGCGAUCAAUAUCACCGGCUUCCGGAUUGUGGAUACGAGCAAAAAGUACGUGAAGGAAUUUCUCGACGGUUGGAAACGGCUCGAUCCGGCGACGUCGCAGGGCGCCGGCAAGGAGCUGAUAUCCGCCCAGGCCGCACUGAUGUACGAUGCCGUCUUUGUGCUGGUUGAAGCCUUCUCGAAAAUUGUCCGCAAGAAGCCGGACCAAUUUCGGGCGUACACGAUGCGCAACCGAGGCCCCUCGUUCAGCCUGCCGACGAACGGAACACGAACCCUCGACUGCAACAUGUCCAAGGGCUGGGUUACCCCGUGGGAGCACGGUGACAAAAUAUCGCGCUAUCUAAGGAAGGUGGAGAUUUCCGGCCUCACGGGAGACGUAAGAUUUAAUGAAGAUGGCAAACGACAAAACUACACCCUGCACGUGGUCGAGAUGACGGUGAACAGCGCCAUGGUCAAAGUGGCCGAGUGGUCUGACGAGAACGGCUUGACACCGGUGGUGGCCAAGUACACCCGGCUGAAAACGGACAUGAACUACGAGAAGAACAAGACCUACAUCGUAACGACCAUCAUCGAGGAGCCGUACAUCAUGCUGCGCCAGCCCGAACCGGGCGAAACGUUGGAGGGCAACGAUCGCUUCGAGGGAUACUGCAAGGAUCUGGCUGAUUUAGUGGCGAAAAAACUUGGCAUCAACUAUGAAUUGCGCAUCGUCAAGGACGGUCAGUAUGGCGCCGAGAAUCCGGACGUGAAGGGCGGCUGGGACGGAAUGGUUGGCGAACUGGUCCGAAAGGAGGCAGACAUCGCAAUCGCAUCGAUGACAAUUACCUCCGAGCGGGAGCGCGUUAUCGACUUCAGUAAGCCGUUCAUGUCACUCGGUAUUUCCAUUAUGAUCAAGCGGCCGGUUAAGCAGAAGCCCGGAGUGUUCAGCUUCCUCAAUCCCCUAUCGAAAGAGAUUUGGAUAUGCGUCCUGUUCAGCUACGUCGGCGUCAGCAUUGUCCUGUACAUAGUGUCACGCUUUUCACCGUUCGAGUGGCGGCUAGUUAAUUAUAACGACAAAGGAAACGCGUUUGGCCUACUUGCAGGCGACCAACCGGAUGCUGUUCCCCAGGCUACGGUGAAUGAGUUUAGCAUUCUGAACUCGUUCUGGUUCGCCCUGGGCGCCUUCAUGCAGCAGGGCUGCGACAUUUCGCCACGCUCGAUCUCGGGCCGGAUCGUCGGUUCGGUUUGGUGGUUCUUCACGCUCAUCCUCAUAUCGUCCUACACUGCCAACCUGGCGGCGUUCCUCACCGUGGAACGGAUGGUCACGCCAAUCAACUCACCGGAGGAUUUGGCCUCGCAAACCGAAGUCCAGUACGGCACGCUCAUCCACGGUUCCACCUGGGACUUCUUCCGGAAAUCGCAAAUUUCCCUCUACAGCCGCAUGUGGGAGUACAUGAACUCCCGGAAACACGUGUUCGUUAAAACGUACGACGAAGGCAUCCGGCGGGUGCGAACGUCCAAGGGUAAAUACGCACUGCUCAUCGAGUCACCGAAGAACGACUACACCAACGAACGGGAGCCCUGCGACACGAUGAAGGUGGGCCGCAAUCUCGACGCCAAAGGAUUCGGCAUUGCCACACCUCUGGGAUCACCGCUAAGGGAUCCCAUCAACUUGGCCGUACUUUCACUCAAAGAAAACGGCGAACUCACCAAGCUAGUCAACAAGUGGUGGUACGAUCGGACAGAGUGCAAGCACAGUGAGAAGCAGGACGCCUCCCGGAACGAGCUGUCACUGAGCAACGUGGCCGGUAUCUUCUACAUUCUUAUCGGAGGGCUGCUGGUCGCGCUGGCCGUAGCUCUGGUGGAAUUUUGUAUGAAAAGCUCCAACCGGGCUUCCAACCGUAUUCCCUUGUCCGACACGAUGAGUUCGAAUUCGAACUCGAAGAACCGACUGACGAUGCCACCGACAACCCGAGAAUACGACAACGGUCGUAUUGGUUACUACACACCAUCGACGCACUCCGAGCCCGAUCCGAUCCACGCCAACUCGCACACACAGGUUUGAUGUAAGGAGCCGCCGGAAUUACGCCUAUGACGACCACCGUACGCACCGACCAUUCGACAGAUCGUGGCCAACAGUCAACAUGAUACGUCCACACUGUUGAAGCAGCGGGUGUCCGCGGGUGGUCCAGGAGCACCAACCGGCAGCAUCAUGGGACCCGGUGGCGUGGUGCACGAUAAUUCCGGCUUGUAAAAUUCCUCCCGAAACCUACCAAAAUCUUCGCACACUCAACCCAAAAACGAAUGGAAGCUAAUCCUACCGUAGAGCAAUCGAAGGCUCUCGAGCCUUGAAAAUGCGGCGCAAGGCGAAACCGCGCAGAGAAAUCAAGAAUCAUCACUGAUACGAAACCUAGCUCGUAAUUGCAAGACACGCUGUAAAUAGUUUAGUAUUUGUUAUGAAAUGUAAAAUUUAAAACAAUAGGUAAUCAAAUUACUGAAAUAAAUGUAAUCCGAUAGGAGAUGAUUUCGCCCACAAUUCAAGCAGGCGGCUGAAAUCAAAUGAACUGAAAUAUUGAAGAAGAAACAAAAUAAAAAACGCUCUCUGUUAUUCGUUUAUUGAAAUAAUGGUAAAAACUUCAGUCGACCGCUAAGCUAAUAAAAACCGAGGAAUAAUGUCAUACCUACUGAAAAAAAAAAACCACUGACACAUAAGUAUUGUAAAGUCAAAACAAUAGUUUUACCUUUAAACAAUCGUAAAUAGUAAGAAUUUACCCACUCAUCAUAUAUUUCUGACAGCAGAAACCGAGAUGGCAAUCGAUUGGCGGCGAAAAACGGAAUCAACGAAAAAGAGAAAGUUAGUCGUUGUUGAAAAUUAUCUCUCCUCCAGCAUUCCUUGGGUACUCAUGACUCUACUAUUCCUCAACUAAAACAAAACAAAAAAAAAACAUUGUACAUGAAUCAAACCAACUUGCAAUGAUUCCUAAAACAAAUAUCUAGAAAUCUAAUUAAACCAAAAAAAAAAACAUAUGAAAGUAAAGGGAGACCCUCCUUAACGAAAAACACGUUUUGUGACUGCAUUAUUGUGUGUAAACACCACCGCUCCCGUGGAAAAGAAUAAAACCAAAAUGAAAACUAGCAGUAAACGCGGAUUGUCGCAAGGAACUCGGGAGAUACCAAAGACCCGGAACCGAAACGUUCAAGCUGCUGAUAAUAUCAAACAGAACAGACAAGAAAAAAAAACGGUGACGGUGUUAAAAGUUAAGCGUAAGAAACUAAACCAGAUACAAACCAAAAAAAAAAAAUCAUUGUUUUACCAUCCCCAUUAGUUUUGUACAGUGAUUACAGGACAGUGUUUUGUUGGAGAAUGUUUUUUGAAAUAAAUCAAAAUCUAGACAACUUUUAA
Wyeomyia smithii (pitcher-plant mosquito) is the source of this 6195-nucleotide messenger RNA. It is a transcript of the gene GluRIB, whose product is annotated as glutamate receptor 1. Gene Ontology annotation, molecular function: transmitter-gated monoatomic ion channel activity involved in regulation of postsynaptic membrane potential; glutamate-gated receptor activity. The transcript has 12 exons. Bases 1951 to 4857 code for a protein of 968 amino acids. Gene Ontology annotation, cellular component: plasma membrane; postsynaptic membrane. Lineage: Eukaryota; Metazoa; Arthropoda; Insecta; Diptera; Culicidae. The record is from RefSeq and is a predicted model, not a curated record. Gene Ontology annotation, biological process: monoatomic ion transport; synaptic transmission, glutamatergic; modulation of chemical synaptic transmission.